AUGCCGAGGCAAACAUCCGUCGAGCAGGAGCAACUAGCUCCCAACAAAACCAAUCUACAAUGUACUACAGGAAGCAUUUCGCUUCGCGCCGGAAUCCCCACUGCCGGUACCGGACCGAUCUGGCCGGUCUGGUCUGGUACAACAUACCAGUAUGUAUAUCCGCAGCUUGAAGAUAGGGGACAGGAACGUGGGUCUGCUGUGACGGCGGAACGCGUCGAAGGCUACGGUAUACGCAAUGACCGGUCUACAUAUGUUGUGGGCAAGACUUCUGCGGCAGGGGCGGUGAAUAUUGAUGGGUGUUUCGCCGACGGCGGAAACGCGAGCGCGAGCCUGAGGUGGCUGUUGUUACGGCCUGGAUCGUGCCUGAAACGUGUUUCCUACUCGGUGUGGUUGCUGGGAUCAGACCGCGUUGAUCGACGUGUGCAGGCCAGGCAGUCGGUUGCGAGAGUCGAUGUUUUCGGGCAGAUCCGGGAGGGCGUGGAAAGGUCGUUCCUGGGAUCAUAUGCCGCGGUUCAUGGUUUCGUUCUCAAGGCUCGCGUUGGGUUGUAG
Messenger RNA from Penicillium psychrosexuale, 549 nucleotides. RefSeq lists its product as uncharacterized. NCBI's taxonomy places the organism in Eukaryota, Fungi, Ascomycota, Eurotiomycetes, Eurotiales, Aspergillaceae. The coding region runs from base 1 to 549 and encodes 182 amino acids. The record is from RefSeq and is a predicted model, not a curated record. The transcript is spliced from 2 exons.